AGAUAUGAUCCUAUGGCUAAUGUUUUAAAGUAGUUCGUGGUGGCUGGAGAGAAUCUUUUGUUCAGUGCAAGAUGGGAAAAAGUGGCAGGAAAAACAAAGAGAAGAAAAAGGAUUUUCAGAAAGUAAAAUUAAAAGUGGGAAAAACAAAACCAGCAGCCAACAAUGUUACCAAAGCAACCUUUAAAACUGGUGGAGUACUGAUCAGAGAACAGCUAAAGCAAGAUGACUCACAGCCCACAACACUGCGUAAGCAAAACAUACACGAUCUUCUUUGCCAGUUGAACCACUACAACUUCAAGGUCCGGCAGGAUUCCAUCUGGGGGAUGAAAGAACUUCUCACCAACCAUCCAGAACUGAUGUCAGAACAUCUGGCGCUACUACUAGACAAUCUCUGCACAUUGUUUACAGAUAAACAUGCUCCUGUUAGGAAGGCUACAAUUUCACUUUUGGCUUUACUGUUUGGAAAUACUAAUGAGAACGAUAUGUCGCCGUUCAUGUCUGUGUUGAUUGUGUACCUUUGUAGCGCAAUGACGCACAUUAAUGAGGACAUACAACUAGAUUCACUGUCAAUUCUUGAUUUAUGUUUAGACUUCUAUCCAAAGUUAAUUGUGCCACACAACAAGGAGUUGCUGAUGAACUUUGUCAGUCAGAUUACGAGGCAGAGAAGCAUGAAACCUGACUUCGAAAAUGCUGACCUUGAAUUAUUGGUAAAUCCCGACAGGAAGAUGACCUCACAAUCGUGGAGGUUGAAGGUGUUGGAACGAUUAAGGAAAUUCCUUCAAUCGUUGUUAGAGACCAGAAAAGCUGAUGAAGGUGCUAUACAUGACUCAGAAAUGAUAGCUAUCAGGUGGAAUGAGGCAAAUCGUAGCAGACCACUGCAUUUUAAACCUUUCCUAAUGGAGGGCUUUACUCUAAGAUCAUUAACAGAUGACAAAUCAGGAUCGAAUCAUCUGUCCAGUACUGAUGACAUUGUAUCGUUUGUAAACACAGUAAUUCCACUGUUGAUGCAGUCAUGGAUGGAGGUGUCUCCCUCACUUCUCCAUAAAGGAAAUGGAGUACCGCAUGUUGCCAUAGGGACAUUGGAGGCUGUUCUCUGUGUGCUAUGCCUUUUACUGAAAUGGUUAGAAGAGAUUUGUAAGGAAAAAGAUGAUUAUAAGCCUCUAACAUCACUCGUGGCUCAACAUAAGAAGGAGUUUAGCCAACGUUUAUUUACAUCAUUUCCUUUCGUUGAGCAUAACCACAGCUCAAACAAACGCAAGAAGGGAAGCAAGUCAAGUGUCCAGACCUCAAACCUUGCAUUGGCUGAAAUUAUGACCUACUUCAUCAAGAAACAACAGCAUUUAAAAGGCUGGUUAGAGAGGCUACAUGACCAUUUAGUUGAUGAACUCGAAUGUGGAAAUUAUUGUUCUGCUGAUCAGGUGCACUCGGUUUUGAAUGUUGUGCAAAGAUUAAUUCUUGUCCUCAAAAAACCUGAUGUUGGAGUUCUCUUGGAAGCUCUUUGUGAAUCACAUAAAAACUUACAUCAAAGAUCGCAAGCUCGAGGAAUUCUCUUACGGUUUUUGGCAGGCAUAGCUAUGAAGGAUUUCCAUUUUGAAUCUGUAAAUAACUGGGUCAGUAAUCUACCCAAUGAACUGCUGAGAUUAAGGAGUGGAAAGUCAUGUGACACUAGUGACAUUAUUCAGGUGAUAUCAACAGCUGCAUCCAGAGGUCAUCAUACAGUGUUACAAGGACUUCAAGAAAACAUAUUGAAGUUUAUGAAUCGUAAGGAUGGCCUAGUCUUGCAUGUGACAGAUGCUGAACAGCGUAGACUUGUUCAACUACUUUAUUGGGUACCAAACAUAAGUAGAGAUUUACUCCAAGAACUAGCCAUUACCAGUAUGGAUGAGAGGUUAACAUGUGAAAAUGUUGCAUGUGCCCUCCAGUUAUUAACAACCAGAUGUUUGGAAUCUAAAAUACCUGCUGUAGAGGAAUUACUAAGUUGCCUGUUAACAAGUUCAUUAGGUGUUACCAUGGAGAUUCUAACUGAACUACAAGAACUUUCGUCAACUACCCCAAAGAGUGAUAAUGAAGGCUCAUUAUUCAUACGACCUCCAACCUAUUGUGAUGUAACACUAAAGUCAUGUGAUUCACAGCAUUACCAUCGUCAAGUCAGAAUAUGUGAGAUAAUUUGUAGUUGUUUUAAACAACUGGAAAAUAAUGGGAACAUUUGGAGGAGCUUUCAAAUAGCCAUACAUAAUCUACUUAUGAAAAGGAAAACUCUACCCAUCACAGCAGCCCAGUCAAUCCUAAGAACUCUUUCUUUUCUUCACUCUGAUAAGUAUGACAUUUUGGAAGGCUUGCAGCAGAAUGUAGCACAAUGCUGCUUAGCCUCACUGUUGGGCAGUGUACCUUUGUAUGCUGUGUUGUACCAAAAUGAUCAUUGGGCCAACGAUUUAUGGACAGUGUGUGUGGACACAUUGUUGAAAAUGCCAAAUAUGUUACACAUUGCAUUGGAAUUGAUUGACUAUGGAAUUCCAGAUGUAUUGAAUGAGGAUGAUAUUUAUAAGACUGCUGUUGUUAUUGUUCGUCUGCUGCAGACCCAUUCCUUAUCUAGCUACCUAGUUGCAGAGGCUCCAUUACUGCAGAGAAUUUCUCAUAAUAUACAGAAUCACCACUUUUGCCCAAAAGAAAGUCAAUGGAAGGUGGAAUUAUGCUAUGAAUUGAGUCUACUUCCAUCAUCAGCAAGCAAGAAGUAAUUACAAAUAUAAAAGAACAAUGUACUUUUAAUUUAAGAACUAACUUAUUUUAUAAAGAUUUAAAUAAAAUCAUAUCUGGAGUAAAUAAUGAAGAACAGGUACUUGCAUGGUGCUUUGAAAAAGUUACAAAGAUUUUAGAUGAGGAAAUAAGCAAUUCCUCCAACAAGCAUUGGUAAUUUUCAUGACUUAUUCUACAUUUAUAUCAGAAUACAGACAGUGGUGGUGCCAGCGGGGAAUUUUCCCUUGUCGGACAGACUUGGACCCCGUUUGUCUGAUGCCACGAUGAGGUCAUUCGACCAAAAAUAUGAAUUUGCCUAUCCAUAACGUUAUUUUGAUUGCCAAUCUCUAAUAUUGUAGACUAAAAGCACAAGAGCCAUACUAAGCCAUAAAAUCUCUCCCCAUGAACCCUACCACAAAUCUCGUGAAAAUCAUGUAGAAUAAAUAAAAUACAAUAUAAAAAAUGAAGUGAAGUAACCAUUUUAUUUUGCAAGGUACAGUAUUAUGAAAGAGAAAACAUGCAUCCGAGUGCAGUAUGUAUUAUCACAAAUAAUAUUAAAAUGUACAUUUACCAAUGUAAUAUAUGAUUUGAAGACAAUAUUAAAGCUUUUUCAAAAGAUGGGUUAUUUUGUAUUUUUCUAUAGGGAGUUUUUGUUAUGACGGUCUAGGACGUAAUGAGGUCACUUGGACCUGCUCUUGUUGUCAACUUUAUGUUGUGCAGGAAAUUCACCCUUAGGUUCAU
Messenger RNA from Anneissia japonica, 3474 nucleotides. Its product is annotated as testis-expressed protein 10-like. Gene Ontology annotation, cellular component: MLL1 complex; nucleus. Lineage: Eukaryota; Metazoa; Echinodermata; Crinoidea; Comatulida; Comatulidae. The record is from RefSeq and is a predicted model, not a curated record. The transcript is spliced from 15 exons. The coding region runs from base 72 to 2735 and encodes 887 amino acids.